UCCAUUCACUCUGUGCUGUCUGUCUGUGUGCAGAGGAAAACCUGCGCGCGCUGCUCACAGAUCCGCUUCUAAAACCAGCGAGGCUCGCGGAGCAACAUCAAAACAGAACCGCGCGCACUGAACGGAGAGUAACCCGCGUGCAGACCGCGCGCUGUGCCCGAUACACUCUCCAACACCGGAGCGCGCUGCGUUAUAUAACGAAAGAGGCGACGUCAGCGGCGGCGGCUCCGCUCAGUGGCUGCCGCUCGAGCCAUUGAUAAACGCGCACGCGUUCUCGGUGCACUGCAUGAAUGGAGAGAAGCUGAGCGCGCGCGGGCUCGACUCGUUGACGGGGAUUUCAGUCAGCAGCGUGUUCUCCCUCCUGCUGCUGCUGCUCUGGUGAACGGAUCUGCUGCUGCGUUUAAUGCUCAAGGCCUUGCGGCUCCGUGAUCUUCGUUCGGCUCGGUAAAGGGGUUUCAGACAGACCGGAGGCGCGCGCUCGCUCGCUCCCUCUCUCUGCUCAGUCCCAAUGCUCGAUAAGCUCCGGCCCGCGCAGCUCGACUCGGCGAUGGCGAUCAGUAAGAGCGCUGAAUGGCUGCGGGAGCAGCUCGAGACGCGGCGCGACGGAUUGCUGGUGAUGGACUGCCGCGCGCGCGAGCUCUACGACUCGUCGCACGUCGAUACGGCCAUCAACGUCGCCAUCCCGAGCCUCAUGCUGCGGCGGCUGAAGAAGGGAAACCUGCCCGUCAAGUCGCUGCUGUCCAGCGGAGAGGACCGCGAGAGGUUCGCGCGGAGGUGUAAGACCGACACCGUGGUUCUGUACGACGAGUACAGCCGGGACUGGAACGAGAAUGUGGACGGAGGCUCCGUGCUCGGUUUACUGCUGAGGAGGAUGAAGGACGAGGGCUGCAGGGCUUUCUACCUGGAAGGGGGCUUCAGCAAAUUCCAGGCCGAGUACCCUGCACUGUGUGAGACCAACCUCGAUGGCUCCUCCAGCAGCAGCUCGCCUACGGCUCAGGUGCUGGGCCUGGGAGGGCUGAGGAUCAGCUCGGACUCCUCGGACAUCGAGUCGGACAUUGACCGUGACCCAAGCAGUGCCACAGACUCGGACGGCAGCCCGCUGUCCAACCCGCAGCCAUCUUUCCCUGUGGAGAUCCUGCCGCACCUGUAUCUGGGCUGUGCCAAGGACUCCACAAACCUGGACAUCUUGGAAGAGUUCGGCAUCAAGUACAUCCUCAAUGUUACCCCCAACCUGCCCAAUCUGUUCGAGAAUGCCGGGGAAUUUAAGUACAAGCAGAUUCCCAUAUCCGACCACUGGAGUCAGAAUCUCUCCCAGUUCUUCCCAGAGGCCAUCAGCUUCAUUGAUGAGGCCCGAGGACAGAAGUGUGGUGUUUUGGUGCACUGUCUGGCUGGCAUCAGCCGUUCGGUCACAGUGACCGUGGCCUACCUCAUGCAGAAGCUUAACCUGUCUAUGAACGAUGCCUACGACAUCGUCAAGAUGAAGAAAUCAAACAUCUCACCCAACUUUAACUUCAUGGGCCAACUCCUAGACUUUGAGCGCACACUGGGCAUUCAAAGCCCCUGCGACAACCGCGCCACAUCGGCCCCUUCGCAAGCGCUCUACUUCUCCACCCCCACCAACCACAACGUCUUCCAGCUGGACCCCCUUGAGUCCACGUGAGAGCAGUCCUUGCUGGUGCACCCCUCCUGGCUCCUAAAGGUGUUCAAGUGUAUUGAAACAUGGGUUUCUCUUUUUCGUCACCUGUCAGAGGGUUCCUGAUGUUUUUGACACAGUUGGCUUGAGACAACAGCUGACGAGAGUAGCCACAACGCGGCGUGUGGUUUGGCCGAGGUGGAAACGGCAGCUGCUGUAUUCUGGGACAAGAGACAGAGAGCGGGAUUGCUACAGUUCUGUAUCUCUCUGAGACUCUGUAAGGUAGUUCAUGUUUUAUAUCUUCGUUUCCAAGCAUGUAAAGACUGUCACAGAUCAGACAGGACUGUAUUGUGGAACGUCCCAUACAAUAUGGCUGGAGUGCCAAAGAGACUUGAACUGGAAAUUGACAAUUACAAAGACUUUUUUAGCACUUGCACCUUCACAUUUCUUGGGUGUGCUCUCCUUGUCUUCAGUGAAGACUUGCCUGUGUUGGGGAUAAAACAAAAAACACCCUCAUUGAUGAUAGCACAGUAUAGUGUACUCCAGUUCAUUUGCGUGGAGUCAUUUUUGAAUCGUUUAUACAUAUGUAUAUUCAAGACAUUGGUAAGCCUUGCCCUAGCCACAGUAUACCUGUCGCAAAAGAGCGGCUAUUGAUUCUUUUUUUCCCUCCAUGUUUUUUGACAUCUAUAUAAACAUGAACUGAAUAUUGAUCAAUAUUAUCUGAGUUUAAUGCCAAAAAUUUACUAGGUUUUGUGAGAUCAUACAUGUGUAUAUGUAUAAUAUAUUUCUUCUUUUUUCAUUGCUUUAUGGAUAAAUUCAGCCUUUAUCAGCCUUUUAUUAUGCACCCUUCCACACUUGGAAAGUCACCUUGUUCUCUUGCCUUAGGUCUUCUGUACAUAGGAGUAUUGUUGUGCAUUAAUCUACCUGAGCAGUCCUCCCCAUAGGCUUAUCAAGUCACCAGCUUUCAGUUGUUCUCUAUAGGAUUGAGCUAUAAAAAUCAUCAUAUUCAGAAAGUAUUGUUCAAAAAACUUCUGUAUCUGUAUGUGUUAAAGGCAUACCUGAAAACCAAGUCUGUGUGAAUACGGAUGCAUGCUCACGUUCAGUCUAGAACCAGGACGCCUUGAUACUACUACUGUUUUUUAUUUUGGUUUAAAAUGGGGACGACGGAAGGCUGAAGUGACUGACGCUUGCUUUUUGUGCAACAAUUUGAGGUUUCUGAAAUGUUGACAAGGCAGGAGACAUUUAUAUGCCUCUUCUCUUCAGGGAAAUUAUGUGAAAUGCAUUUACGCUGUCAGAGGAAUGAUUGAAAUGGACACUGGUUUCCUCAUUGCAAAGGCCUGUUCUGAAGGGGGAGGGACUACUUUUCAAAGUCCCUCACUCCAACCCUACGAAUGUAAAGAGAUGCUAAGUUAUUAAUAAAUUGCUAUUUUGUCUAUUCAAACUUA
Molecule: messenger RNA, 3078 nt
Organism: Astyanax mexicanus (Mexican tetra)
Lineage: Eukaryota; Metazoa; Chordata; Actinopteri; Characiformes; Acestrorhamphidae
Gene: dusp6
Product: dual specificity phosphatase 6
Exons: 3
Coding region: 509-1660 (383 amino acids)
Biological process (GO): regulation of heart growth; positive regulation of apoptotic process; negative regulation of ERK1 and ERK2 cascade
Cellular component (GO): cytosol; cytoplasm
Molecular function (GO): MAP kinase tyrosine/serine/threonine phosphatase activity; protein tyrosine/threonine phosphatase activity
Source: RefSeq, a predicted model, not a curated record